GAGUCCUUUGUAUAACCGGCGUAUUAUAAUUGAUAGUUACAUAACGUGGGAUGGUAGGAGCACAUGCAUUAUUAUGCGAUUACAAAGUCGUGAGGUGAGAGAAAGUCAUAGAGACUAGAGAGAGAGAAGUUUGUAGAGAUAAGAUGGGAUGCACUUCACUGCUUAGAAGCCCCAAGAAAGAAGAACAGGAAGUACCCGAUUCUAACCAAUCUUACACCUAUGAAGAUUUCAAUAUUUUGGACGAACUCGUUGAAGGGGUCUUGAACACUAAGGAAGAACAAGAGUUACCCCAUCAAAACUCUUCUAGUGCCGAGCUUCAUUGGGAUUUCAUGGAAUGGGAGGAGUUCAUUCCACCCUUUGGAGAGGAAGGAGAAGAUGAAAAUGAAGGGAAACAAGAGGUAAGAGAGAACACGAACAUGAUGGAUAAUAGAAGCCUUUUCGAGGAGGAGGAGGAGAUAAAGAGAGAAAACAUUAAUGUUGGGUUUUGGGAAGUGGAUGAUGAGAAGAUGGUGGCUUUGAACUUGAACUUGAACUAUCAAGAGGUUUUGGAUGCAUGGUCUGACCGUGGCUCUCUUUGGGCUGAUGAUUGUUCUCUUUCAUUCGCUACCAAUAAUGCCUACUACAUGGGGGAAGUGCCAGUAUUGGAAGAAGAGAGAGCAAGAAGAGAAGCAAGUGUUCUAAGGUACAAAGAGAAGAGGCAGAACCGAUUGUUCUCAAAGAAGAUAAGAUACCAAGUUCGGAAAUUAAACGCUGAUAAAAGACCCAGAAUCAAGGGUCGCUUUGUGAAGAGACACUGACUGAGGCUGCGAUCCUGAAAGAUCCCAAACCCAAAAUAUCUCCCAAAAUAUCUGAGUCCACUCCCUGUACAUUUACUUUCAACUCCUUCCAUUCUUGUAUUUAUCCAUUCAAAUUAUCCUUCCCAUGCAUCCUAUAUACUAUUGGAAAACACAAGAAACAAAAUGUCUCUCUAAUUUCAGGAUCAAAUUCAUUCCCUUUUCUUUAAUUAAAUUCAAAUUUGGAUUUUUAUUUGC
Cajanus cajan (pigeon pea) is the source of this 1031-nucleotide messenger RNA. Its product is annotated as CCT motif family protein. Gene Ontology annotation, biological process: regulation of DNA-templated transcription. The record is from RefSeq and is a predicted model, not a curated record. Gene Ontology annotation, cellular component: nucleus. Lineage: Eukaryota; Viridiplantae; Streptophyta; Magnoliopsida; Fabales; Fabaceae. Gene Ontology annotation, molecular function: protein binding.